AAGCUGCACAUUGAAAGCAGUACAAGCCUGUGGCUAGAAGCUGGAUGCUGACAUCAGUGGAGCAAGCUUUAUAAAUCAGCAUUCCUUAUGCACAUUUCAAGCACUGAAGACUGAAAGGUGAAUUAAAAGUGGAAGAAAGUGCCUGGCUGGCCUGGAUAAUGAAAAAGCAGAGACAGGUACUGAUAUCUUCAAGGCUUUCCUGUUUCUAAAGCAGACGUAUUAAAAUCAAACAAUCACUGCUGCUUUCUGUUAAAGACUGUUGCUCACAGAUCAGAGAUAAAGUCCAGCAGUAGUGCAAAGCAAGGAAAAGUAAUAUUGACACCUACGCACAGGGUUCUGCCAGUAACAAAGAAGCCAAAGGAAAAUGGGCGAGAGAGGGAUUUCAGGCAAAACUUGCUGGAACUUUUGCACUGUGCUUCUUACACUGAGCAUGGGACUCUUUGCCUUCUGUGCUGCGAUGGAGGAGGAAGAAUCCAGUUGGCAAGCCGACAGCCGCGUUUACAUCAAGCCACCACACUGUGUGGACAUUCCUUUUGCCCUGAGACUCUGCAACAACGUAGGCUAUCACAAGAUGAGUUUGCCCAACCUGCUGGACCAUGAGACCAUGGAAGAGGUGCAGCAGCAGGCCAGCAGCUGGGUGCCACUGCUCAACAAGAACUGCCACCCCAACACACAGCUCUUCCUGUGCUCGCUCUACGCACCCAUCUGCCUGGACAGACCCAUCUACCCGUGCCGCUCACUCUGCACAGCAGUCCGAGAUGCCUGCACACCUGUCAUGGAAUUCUUUGGCUUUCCGUGGCCUGAUAUGCUAAAGUGCGACAAGUUCCCCCUUGACAAUGACUUGUGCAUCGUCUUCCCAAAUCCUAAUUCCACCCUCUCCACAAGCUCGCAAGCAUCGGAGGUGUGUCCACCGUGCGACAACGAGAUGAACACAGAUAUUAUCCUGGAUCACCUCUGCGCAAGUGAAUUCGCUCUUAAAAUGAAAAUCAAGGAAGUUAAGAAGGAGAACGGUGAUCGAAAGAUCAUACCGCAGAAGAAGAAAAAGCCUCUGAAGCUGGGGCCACUGAAGAAAAAAGACCUGAAGAAGCUUAUCUUGUACAUUAAGAAUGGCGCAGACUGCCCUUGCCACCAGCUGGAUAACCUGAACAGUAACUUCCUCAUCAUGGGCCGCAAGGUGAACAAACAGAACCUCCUGACGGUUAUUCAUAGGUGGGAUAAAAAGAGUAAGGAGGUGAGAAAAGCUGUGAAGAAAAUGAAGACUCAUGUGUGUCCCACAUUCCAAGGGGUCUUCAAAUGAUUAUCUGCCUGUUCUUUAAAUCAAACAUCUGAACUUGCACAUGCUUUCAUUAAAAAAACAAAUUAAACUUCUUUUUCCUCAAUAAAAUAGGAUGUUUUUUUCUUUGAACUAUGAUUCUUCCCUCCUCUUUUUAGAUUUGCUGUGUAUAAUAAACAUGAUUCUUUGUAUGUUUCUUUCUGUUGAUAAGUAUGAUAGCAUAGACUAAUACGCCAGCAAGGAGGGGCAAGCUGAGACGAAAAGGUACCAUGAUGAAUUCUGAGGCUUUUAACCAAGUUUGAGGCUGUCCAAAAAAAAUAGGGGGAGGGUGUCAGAACUAACAUCUGCCAGAAGAACAGUUGGAAAAAAUAGAUAAUGUUUGGAAUAUCACAAGAGCUGUUGCAGUUUCUCCCCCAUCAACAUAUCACCACCCAGUUCUUUGGGCAACCCCCUGAGAAUCACAAAAAGCAAACAAGAACAGGCUUGGAAACUUUAUUGAGUUAUACAGUCCGGCCUGGACCGUGAGCAGUCAGCCAAGAUUACAGUGUGCUGCAAUCCCCCCUGGAGAUGUCAGACUUGCUCAGGGACUCUGGGUAUGCACAGGGUAGUCAGGAAAACCACUUGGCACCUUGCCAAAAUUCCAAACUGCAAAUGCUCACUGUUGCCGUUUGGACUUAAUAACUAAUCAUCACUUUCUUCCUCUGCACAAUGGCAAAAUAUUUUUAAAGUUAAAAUAUUCGUCAAAAUUCAUGUGCUGUGGAAGUUGGAAAGCAUCCAAAGACUCCUGUGUUCAUUUAUUAUGGCUGACAGCUUUGAACCUCUUGAAUGUUCACCUAGUAUUUACGAGUAAUUUGGGGAAUGAAUCCUGUGUAAUGAACAAACUAAGAACCUUAGGAGAAGCUUCAGUUAGAAAUUACUUUUGUUAAUGUAGCUUUGAAGACACAACAAUAAGCAAAACAUUUUGACAUUGAGCUUCACUGCUGUUGGUGCUUCUCAAGAAAUCUUUUACAUACUGAAAAUGAAGCCUUGUAAAUUUUAAUUAGCUAUCAGCAGCUUCUUUUUUUGUGUUUUGUUUCUGUUUUUUUUUGCUUUAUAAUCAUUUAUUUUCUUCCAGAUUUAUGUUUUCUCAGCAAAGCAAUGGUAUGCAGUGUUUCAAUAUCACACUGAAUUCUUUUAAUUUUGGUUCAAUUUGUUAUUAGCUCAUUUACUCAAAGUUAUAAGAAUUAAGGUCAUAGACACAUAGCUAAAUAUGUACAUGCGUUGCAUUCUUGAUCUAAGUGCACUGUGAAUGUAUAUCAAUCUGCCAUGAAAAGGAAUCUGGAUAACUAUUGCUUUCAACUGGUCUUAUGUCACACAGUUUUGGAUAAUUGUUCAGUUAAAGAGCUGCUUCAUUUGUAGUUCCUUGUAAGUAGACCUGCUUUUUAAAAAUAAAUUGGUUUGAAAAUAGAA
Molecule: messenger RNA, 2722 nt
Organism: Hypanus sabinus (Atlantic stingray)
Lineage: Eukaryota; Metazoa; Chordata; Chondrichthyes; Myliobatiformes; Dasyatidae
Product: secreted frizzled-related protein 1-like
Exons: 3
Coding region: 365-1297 (310 amino acids)
Biological process (GO): canonical Wnt signaling pathway; non-canonical Wnt signaling pathway; negative regulation of canonical Wnt signaling pathway
Molecular function (GO): Wnt-protein binding
Source: RefSeq, a predicted model, not a curated record